AUGCGGCGGCGGCGGGUGCUGCUGCUGCUGGCGCUGGGCCUGGUUGUGGUGGUGCUGGACGCGGCGUACGGGCAGCACCGCGCCGACUACGACCGGGAGGCGCUGCUCGGCGGACAGGAGGAGGCGGAGGAGUACGCGCGGCUCAGCCCGGAAGAGCAGCAUCGGCGGCUCAGAGCCAUUGUGAAGAAGAUCGACUCGGACGCGGACGGGCUCCUCACCAAGGAUGAGCUGAGUUCCUGGAUACAGCAGUCUUUUAAACAUUAUGUUACACAAGAAGCUAAGCAACACUUCAACGACUAUGACAAAGAUGGUGAUGGAUUAGUGUCUUGGAAGGAGUAUAAUAUGCAAAUGUAUGAUCGUGUAAUUGAUUUUGAUGAGAACACUGUCCUGGAGGAUCAAGAGGAAGAAUCAUUUCGGCAGCUUCAUUUAAAGGAGAAAAAGCGUUUUGAAAAAGCUAAUAGAGAUGAUGUUCCUGCUCUAAAUGUGGAUGAAUUUGUUGCUUUUGAACACCCUGAAGAAGCAGAGUAUAUGACGGACUUUGUCAUUCAGGAGGCUUUAGAAGAACAUGAUAAAGAUGGAGAUGGAUUUGUUAGCCUGGAUGAAUUCCUUGGUGAUUACAGAAGAGACCCAACUGCAAGGGAAGACCCAGAAUGGAUACUUGUUGAGAAGGAUCGGUUUGUGAAUGACUAUGACAAGGAUAGUGAUGGGAAACUCAACCCUCAAGAGCUGCUGUCUUGGAUAGUCCCUAAUAACCAGGGUAUUGCACAAGAGGAGGCUGUUCACCUUAUUGAAGAAAUGGAUUCGAAUGAUGAUAAAAAGCUUUCUGAAGCAGAAAUUCUUAAGAACCAAGAUUUGUUUCUUAACAGUGAAGCAACGGAUUAUGGUAGGCAGCUUCAUGAUGAACGUUUCUACCAUGAAGAACUUUAG
This is a messenger RNA of Indicator indicator, 927 nucleotides long. It is a transcript of the gene RCN2, whose product is annotated as reticulocalbin 2. The coding region runs from base 1 to 927 and encodes 308 amino acids. The transcript is spliced from 7 exons. The record is from RefSeq and is a predicted model, not a curated record. Gene Ontology annotation, cellular component: endoplasmic reticulum. Gene Ontology annotation, molecular function: calcium ion binding. Lineage: Eukaryota; Metazoa; Chordata; Aves; Piciformes; Indicatoridae.